AUGCUAAUUAAGGCUCCUGAUGUUUCAGUCAGUUUUGCAGAGGAUACUGCGAAAGAAGGGCUGAAACGAGCCACGGAUUUAGCCAAGGAAAAGAGCGAAAACACGGACACGGAGGAUGCAACGACGGUUGCAGGCGGAGAGGAAGAGAACGUAACGGUUGGUGAGAUAGGAACUGUUAAAGCGCAAAAUCAAUCUUCAAGUUGA
Molecule: messenger RNA, 204 nt
Organism: Arabis nemorensis
Lineage: Eukaryota; Viridiplantae; Streptophyta; Magnoliopsida; Brassicales; Brassicaceae
Source: the annotation of a GenBank genome assembly